UAUUAUUUCCCCGACUAGAGAAUUAGCAAUGCAAACAUUUAGAGUUUUGGUUGAAUUAAUGAAAUACCAUCAUCAUACUUAUGGUUUAAUUAUGGGUGGAACAAAUAGAACCGCUGAAGCACAAAAGCUUUCAAUAGGCAUAAACAUAUUAGUUGCAACACCUGGACGCCUACUAGAUCAUUUACAAAAUACCCCAAAUUUCGUAUUCAAAAAUUUACAAUGUCUUGUAAUUGAUGAAACUGAUAGAAUACUUGAGAUCGGUUUUGAAGAAGAAGUGAAACAAAUUGUUAGAUUACUACCUAAACGCCGACAGACCAUGCUUUUUAGUGCCACACAAACUAAAAAAAUAGAAGCAUUGACUGCUUUAGCAUUAAAAAAUGAGCCUGUGUAUGUUGGUGUUGAUGACCAUAGAGAACAAGCUACUGUGGACUCUUUACAACAAGGAUAUAUUGUUUGUCCAUCUGAAAUGCGAAUAAUGGCUCUUUACACGUUUCUUAAGAAGAAUAUGGAAAAGAAGAUAAUGGUGUUUUUAUCAACAUGUAUGUCUGUGAAGUAUCACCAUGAACUGUUCAACUACAUAGACCUUCCUGUCAUGUCCAUCCAUGGUAGACAACAACAAACAAAGCGAACUACAACAUUCUACGAAUUCUGUAAUGCAAAGAGCGGUAUACUUCUUUGCACAGACGUAGCCGCAAGAGGUUUGGAUAUUCCAGCUGUGGACUGGAUUAUACAGUAUGAUCCACCUGAUGAUCCUAAGGAAUAUAUUCAUAGAGUAGGUAGAACUGCGAGAGGUCUGGGAACUAGUGGUCACGCUCUGUUGUUCUUGCGACCUGAAGAGUUGGGCUUUCUUAGGUACUUAAAACAGUCUAAGGUCACAUUAAAUGAAUUUGAGUUCUCUUGGAAAAAAGUGUCUAAUAUUCAAUUGCAGUUGGAAAAAUUGAUUUCACGACACCAAUUACUGAAUCAAUCAGCUAAAGAUGCAUUCAAGAGUUACCUACGGGCUUAUGAUGCUCAUCACUUGAAAGUUAUAUUUGAUAUUGAAACCCUAGACUUAGCAAAAGCUGCUAAAUCAUUUGGAUUCGCCACACCACCAGCUGUCGAACUGAAGAUCACUAAAGGUUUCAAGCAGAAAAAGAAAAGAGGGGAGAAAAAUAACAUUUAUAAGCAAAAAGGAAACCAUAAAAACUCAUUGAGCUGAAUAUUUUUGUACAAUUCAAUUAUCCAAAUAAACUGCAUAGAUAAAAACUUGUGAAAGUGAUAUGUGUAUUAUAUGUAUGUGUAUGUGUGUAGUGAUACGUGUACAAUAUAUCUGUUAAUAUGUAAUAUUUACAUAAGUGUCGCAAUUAUAGGCUUGUGAUACCCAUGGUGUUACAGGUGUCUAAUCGCUAUGGCUAACAUGUUUAUUGAGCAAAAAUCAUAAA
Messenger RNA from Melitaea cinxia (Glanville fritillary), 1421 nucleotides. RefSeq names its product probable ATP-dependent RNA helicase pitchoune. Lineage: Eukaryota; Metazoa; Arthropoda; Insecta; Lepidoptera; Nymphalidae. Gene Ontology annotation, molecular function: nucleic acid binding; ATP binding. Bases 29 to 1198 code for a protein of 389 amino acids. Gene Ontology annotation, biological process: maturation of LSU-rRNA from tricistronic rRNA transcript (SSU-rRNA, 5.8S rRNA, LSU-rRNA). The transcript has 7 exons. The record is from RefSeq and is a predicted model, not a curated record. Gene Ontology annotation, cellular component: nucleolus.